Aphanomyces invadans is the source of this 2509-nucleotide messenger RNA. RefSeq lists its product as hypothetical. NCBI's taxonomy places the organism in Eukaryota, Oomycota, Saprolegniomycetes, Saprolegniales, Verrucalvaceae. Gene Ontology annotation, biological process: mitotic spindle organization; microtubule-based movement. Gene Ontology annotation, molecular function: microtubule binding; ATP binding; microtubule motor activity. The coding region runs from base 32 to 2389 and encodes 785 amino acids. The transcript is spliced from 9 exons. The record is from RefSeq and is a predicted model, not a curated record.
ACGAGUGGCAGUUUUGCACCGACACGGUGCCAUGACCGACCAUGGAGCAUGCGAUGGGAUUCCUCAGCCAGAAUGCGUCCGUGUGGUGGUGCGCAUGCGUCCUUCCAACGAGCGAGAGCGCAAGCUGCAAGCCGCCAACGAGUCGGUCGUCGCGAUUCGACCACCAUCCGAACCGACCGACUUGCCCACGCGACUCGACGUCAAGUGCCCAGAUCAUUCGAUUGACGCGACGUACAACUACGACGCGAUCUUUGGGACGCAUGCCAACCAGCGCGACGUGUACGCGUACCUGCAGUCGUCGGUGGAGCAGGUUGUGCAGGGGUUCAACUGCACCAUCUUUGCUUAUGGCCAAACAGGCACGGGGAAGACCCACACGAUGAUGGGCCCCGACUCGUCGCUCCGGCAAGGCGACAUGAGCCAGUGGGGCAUCAUUCCUCGCGCCGUCGACGGUCUGUUUCAGGAGCUCAAGGCCGUGGGAGCGUGCGGGGCCGGGGCGUUUGUGCAUUGCUCGUACAUGCAAAUCUACAACAACCAAGUAUUUGACCUGCUCCACUCGUCGGCCGUGAAAGACCAGCCGCCGCUGCAAGUUCGAGAAAUGAUCAAGGGCCAUGCCAAGCACAUUUAUGUGAGUGGCAUCUCGGAAUUUCGAGUCGGCAAUGCCCACGAAGUGCUCGACUUGCUCCAUCUCGGGAGCAAGAAUCGAACGAUUCGCGCCACAGAGUGCAAUGAAAAGAGCAGCCGCAGCCACGCGCUGCUCCAGUUGUCCAUGGAAGUCGAGUCGCGGGGCAAUGAACGAACGACCAUUAUUCGGCGGGCCAAGCUAAACUUGGUGGAUUUGGCCGGGUCGGAAAAGUGGGACACAGACGUCGCCAUGACGCACGAUCGCACGCGGGAGCUGCGCAACAUCAACGCCAGCCUCUCGGCGCUUGGCAACGUCAUUUCGGCCCUCACCGACAAAAAGCGGUCGCACAUCCCGUAUCGCGACUCGAAGCUCACAAGGUUGCUUCAAGACUCCCUCGGCGGAAACACCCGAACGAUCGUCAUUGCCACGAUCUCGCCGUCGGUGGCAGCGGUCGAAGAGACCGUGUCGACGCUCCAGUUUGCCGAACGAGCCAAGCAGAUCGCGCUGAACGUCCAGGUCAACGAAGUCGUGGACGACGCGGUGUUGCUCGCCAGAGCCCAGCGCGAGAUCCAAAAACUCAAGCUGCAACUGCAAGCGGAACAGCCCAACGUGUCGGCAAUGGGGCACAAGAUCCAGGCGCUGGAGAAGCAGGUCGACGUCCUUCGUGUCGAGAACCAACAGCUCAAGGCGCAGCUGGCAUUGGCAGCACCCAAUUCCGACGGACAUCCGCGAACUGCCCCUGCCAUAGCUCUCUCGGCGGACCUAGAUCUGGGAGACGGCAAGGCGCAAAGGCUUGCAGGGGCGUCGUUGUCGGCCCAAGGACAGCGAGCCAUGGCGAGUCGACCAGCCAGCAAACGCACCUUGACAACCCCACGGACACCAGAGCGAACGAAUCAAGACGAGUCGGGCGUCGCCCCAGACUGGGAACACCAGACGCAGCCCUUUUUGGCGCACCUGGAAGACAUUCAGAGAGAGCGGCGAGACCUCGAAGCGCAGCUCGAAAAGCUCAAGUUUACGCAUGUGCCAGAGGAAGACGACGUGUGCCCCAUGUGCCAUCUCGUCAUCGACCACCACACGGACUCUGAAUUGGACCGGUGCAUUGAUUUGGAAAUGCAAGUCACGGCAACCCACUCGUCGUCCUGUAAAGACGUCGCGGCUGCACCAGGCGAUGACCCAUCGCGACCACAUCCCGGCCACAUCCCGGUGAAGCCGCCGUCGUUACCGUCGAUUGUAGCGCGCCCGGUCCAGGCGACCGCGGCACCACUCGGCUCUUUCCCGGCCAGCCAUGACCCGCGAGAAACCUCGAGUUCUCGAGGCUCGACCAGAGCGCACUCGUUGGUCCCUGUGAUGCCGGCCAAGCCAAAGCCAAAGCCCAAACGCAGCCAGCAAAAGGCCAAGCUGGUCCUAGCCAAGUCCAAGUUGACGAAGUCGCCGUACGGAGUCAAGGCCCCACUCGACAAGCCCGACGACAGCGCAAACGAACCCGAGGCGUCGGCGGGUGUUGGCAGUGGGCUGCACAACGACGUGCGGGACAUCGGCGUCAAUAUAAGCGUCUACACAUACAGGUAUGACUGCUGGUACCCGUGCACGAUCGUCGGGUACGAUUCGAAGCGGAAGAUGCAUUGCUGUCUCUACGACUACGGGGACAAGCAGUGGGCAGUCCUGCGCGGCAAAAAGUUUAAAGUGCUCGGCCGCGACAGUGCGCCGUCGCCAUCUCGAGAGCCCAGCACGUCGUCGUCGCCCCGCAGUCGAAACCAGCCCUUCUAGUUUGAAUCAUGCACGUGACGCUGGUCUAUCCUAUCUCUCGCCGUGCGUAGAGUCUGCUCUGCCGUGAGAUCGACGCACCCCCUAGCGAUUCAAUCGAUAGACCACCAGCCAUCGGUUCGA